Molecule: messenger RNA, 1953 nt
Organism: Ornithodoros turicata
Lineage: Eukaryota; Metazoa; Arthropoda; Arachnida; Ixodida; Argasidae
Gene: BI-1
Product: probable Bax inhibitor 1
Exons: 9
Coding region: 77-808 (243 amino acids)
Biological process (GO): cellular response to unfolded protein; negative regulation of endoribonuclease activity; negative regulation of apoptotic signaling pathway
Cellular component (GO): mitochondrial membrane
Molecular function (GO): enzyme binding
Source: RefSeq, a predicted model, not a curated record
GGACAGCACUCCUGGUAAUCACGAGGAUCCGUGACGUGUUGUUGAGAUAUCAGAAACGUCGAAGUCGAAAGACAUAAUGGAUGCGGCUUUCAAUCUCGAUUCGUUCGUUGAUUCCCUGAAAAAACGCCUGGAACCACCAGUGCGUGACCACCUGAAAAAUGUGUACAGUGCGCUGGCCAUCUCCACGCUAGCUGCGGCCGUUGGAGGAUACAUGCAUCUAUUCACAGACCUGCUCCAGGGCAGCUUUCUGACAACCCUUCUGUCCCUUGGACUUCUGAUUGCCCUGUUCACAGUGCAAGACAACGGGAAAAACCAGCACAUCCGCCUGGGCAUUCUUGUGGGAUUUGCUUUCACAACAGGUCUUGGCAUGGGACCACUGCUUGAUAUAGUUGUCUCGGUGGACCCAUCCAUUGUCCUGACCGCUUUCUUGGGCACCUGCAUUAUUUUCACUUGCUUUACCCUGAGUGCUCUGUAUGCUGAUCAUGGUCGCUGGAUCUACUUGGGUGGAACGCUGAUGUCCAUGCUGACCACAAUGUCUCUUCUGGCUCUGGCAAACAUUUUCCUUGGCUCUCUCCUGCUUUUCGAGCUGCACCUGUACCUUGGAAUUUUCUUGAUGUGCUGCUUUGUAUUGUACGAUACCCAGCUUAUCAUUGAGAAACGGAAACACGGGGACAAGGACUACAUUAGGCACUCCAUUGACUUGUUCAUUGACUUUGUUGCCAUCUUCAGACGUCUGCUCAUUAUCCUGACCCAGAAGUCGCAGAGGAAUGAAGCUAAGGAGAGCGGAAAACGUGAGAAGCGCAACUGAAGCAGCCAGGCUACUCCACACUGGGGUCUCAAGCCUGCUGUCUGUCUUGUGGUUUUGUUUUUGAAAUUUGCUUCCUGGCAUUCUGAAUUGAGACAUUAAGCUCUGUGCAUAAUUUGAGGCAACGAAGUGUUUUGUGCUGCAAAAUUCUUUCUUUAGGGAUUAAAGUUUCUGCCAUCAGAAGGUACAUGUCGGCAGUAUUCUGUUCUCCAGGUGUCCGUGUUCACUAGUAAACUGUGCUUGGUUGUUUUCGCUAUGGUACUGAAUUUUCCCUCCGUGCUGAGUACGGUUGGUGGUUCUCUUUGAGCGCAUGUGCACAACACUUGCAGUAAUGUCGCUUGCCGAGCAUUGCAGCCUCUAUUUAAUAUGAUGUUUCUCACGUUUGUGUAUGUGUUAAGGUUAAUGAGUUGUACAACUGACUGCAUUCAUAACGUUUGCACUGUUUGCCGCAUACUGGGACAAUCACUGGGUUUUUAUAGGUAGUCAUAGUUUUAUGGGUGUAUAAUGUGUGAUUCAAUAAAGAGUGCACAAACGUAACACAGAGGCCUCCUGACAGUAAAUAACGCAGAAUAUAGUGUGCUGAGUGUGGAGAGUUAGGCAGGCUGGUCUGAGUUCAUAAUCACAGCGGGGCAAACAAACUUCAGUUUGAACGUUUUUGUUUGUUGCUUGUGAUUAUGAAGAACAUAGCUACUACAUGAUCAAACAAAUAUCUGGUGUUUAUCAGCAUUUUUGGACACAUACAAGGGGAAAAAAAACAUUUGGGGAGAUAGAAAAAAUUUGAUUUGCAAACAGUUAUCUCAACCACUUGUAUGGCAGUGUUAACACCUGGGAGCUAAGGGAAUACCUUUACUGGUGUCAUUCAUGAGGAUGUCCCAUUCCAGUUUUGUGGAUAAAACACUGGAAACAUUUAAGUAAUAUGACAAAGGAAUACAUAGUUGUGGAAACUUUGGACAGCAUUAGAGUUUGUAAUGUUUAGUGGUGAUUGUUGCGUACAUGUACCAUGAACAAAAAGGUUUCUGUAGUUCGAUAGGCACAGGUUUUAUAAUGGGUGUCUGAACUUCCCUCUGCUCAAGGAAACCAUCACCUUGCACAUCUGCAAGUUCUGGAGUCACAUUUUUCGAAUGUCAAAUAAACUAUAUUCUUGGUGA